AUGAUUCACCGACUGGUGCGGUCGCAGGAAUAUAUUUGUCUAUAUGAUUGCAGGCAUAAUGAUAGUCGUUGGUGUUUCGAUUCAUACAUGAACCUGAGCACUGCUAAUAGCUAAAUUGAUCCUAAUUAUCGUCGGAUAUCCCCUAUUGCCGGGCUGCGUAAACAGUGUGUGGAAGUAGCGGGCGGGGAACAGACGCUCGCUAGCUCGUAGCUCUUGUAACCGUCGGUAACGUCAAAGGCAUUUCGAUAACUGUCCGCUAGUGGUGCUCCUUUAUCUAACGUUAACCGUUCAUUAAUUAGGAUUUGCCAAUUCACAAUUUGAAACCUGUUUUCUACCGCAGACUUUUAAAAAUACAAUUUUCCCUACUUUCUGUUCUGUUACAGUGGAAGAAUUAGAGUUAGAGUGGAAAUCAUUUAAUUAAUUCGAGGAUUUGCUGUUCAAGUUUCAUGGGAUCUGCCAUUACUUUUAUAUUACUUAUAGGAUCUCGCUUGUCCUAUUUACCUUCAAUUUUCCUAUUCGGUCAUUGAUUCAGUAAAAUUGGUUUUGGCCUUUCAAUCGAGCGCAUUUAGGUUAACUAUUAUACGGUGAUCAAUUCGUGUAUUCAUAUGUGAUGACCCUGGCUAGGACAGGAUAGUAAAUGUUUUGGAAUUCGAAGUAAGCUGUGCAGUGUGUAUCAGAUCUAUUGAAUAUUUUCAUGCCUUUGAAAUUUCGUAACGGUUUCGUUUAAAGUUGUUUGAGGAGUUGAAAAUCGACUGUUAAAAGUUCGUGGGAGUGUAUCGGCUAAUUUAAGGUUGAGUCAAUUGCUGUAUAUCUAUAUGUGAGCCAUAGUGGCCCUCAUGAAAUGCCUCAUUUUCAACACAUGUUCGAGGAUAUGAGUUUAAUCAAUUGGAAAUAAAUUUGUGUUGUGUUAAGGAGGUGGAUGUUUGAUCAAUAAGUUGGAUACUGUUGUUUUCGGUCGCAGGCUAAAUUAAUGGCGGUUUACGGACGGCAUCAGACGGUAGAGCCAGCACUGGGAUGGAAAAGUGUCUUGUUCUGUUGUUUAGGAAGUCAGAAUCAGAAAAAGUCGAAUGGCUCUGUGGAUAAUAAAGGAAAUGGGAAGAGCAAUGUGAAUGGAAAGGAUGAAAAAGGUUCAGCUUACGCCUAUGACGAGGGCGACACGUCGUCAGAUAGCGAUGAUGAAGAUCUCAAACGGUACGAGCAGCUUCAGGACCGGCGGGAGCGCUCGGCGAGUGUGCGCAGCUUGGCGACUCGUAGCGGUAAAGGGAGCAGUAAUUACUCGGGAUCAUACAAAAAACUGCCAAACGGCCAAAUUCCAUUGAGGCAGAUUCCACCCGGCGGGGAGGUGUCUGUUAACAUUCCCACAAUAGAGGUCACUGCUGAAGAAGAAUUGCCUAAGCCUCGGCGGAGCAGUUCUCGAUCUUCCAAGAAAAAAGAAGAGGAUCGAGACUUGAUAUCCUUAGCUGAGAAAGGCAGUCAUGCGGAGGAGUCCCAUCCUCAGGAUGAAGGUCCCCCACCUGAUGAGUAUGGUCAACAACCGACUCCUGCAGACUAUUCGCCACAGGAAUCUCAGAAUAACUUUGACAAUCAAGGCUACGCGACAGAGUCCCCCGCCCACACCAGCAGUGAUAUACAUUAUGGAGGAGAGGAUCAUCAUGAGGAUGAGUCUUUAGUUGCACCAUCCUCCCCUGAACCUAGCGUAGUAGAACCGAGCAUUGCGCCAUCCGAAUCUUUUCAAAAUAGGGAAAAUAUGAGCUUAGUGGACGGUAUAGAACCGAAGGAGCACCUUUUCGAUGUGAGUGACCUUCAGCAUGACCCCGACGCUCACCUCAUCUCCAAGUGUGGCCAGCUCGAGGUCAGCUUCCAGUACAUGCAAGACAAGAACAAGAUGUCAAUCAACGUGAUCCAGGCAAAAGAUAUUCCGACGAAGGAUCGUGGCGGUGCAAACAGCACGCAAGUCCGUCUCUUACUGCUUCCAACUAAGAAACAUAGACAUAAGACCAAAAUCAAACAAGGAGAGAACCCGGAGUUUGUGGAACAGUUCAGCUUUAAAGUGCCACACGAUGAAAUCACGAACAUGGGCGUACGUUUCCGCCUGUACGGAUGUGAGAGGAUGCGUCGAGAGCGCAUGAUCGGGGAGUCGGUGGUCGGAUUCGCAUCGUUGAAUCUGGAGAUGGAGACCACCCAUUUGCUUACGCUGGAACCAAGGAGCAACAUUAGUGAUAAAGCAAAAAGUAAACACGGUGAUUCGAAAUUGGAUGUGAGUAGCUUAUCGCGUAGCGAUAGUGCCUCAUCGACGCAGUCCAUGCAGCAUGGUGGCAUGCCUGAACUGCUCCUCGGGCUGUCAUACAACGGCACGACGGGGCGGUUGUCGGUCGAAGCAAUUAAAGGAAGUAACUUUAGGAAUAUGGCAAUGAAUAGGGCACCAGAUACCUAUUCGAAACUUACACUGAUGUCUGCCAACGGACAGGAGUUAGCUCGAAGCAAGACAUCCAUACGCCGGGGACAGCCGAACCCUCUCUAUAAGGAGACGUUCAUGUUCCAGGUGGCGCUUUUCCAGCUGCCCGAUGUGACGCUGAUGGUGUCGGUGUACAACAAGAGGAGUAUGAAGAGAAAGGAAAUGAUUGGGUGGUUUUCUACAGGACUAAACAGUAGCGGCGAAGAGGAACUGUCACAUUGGAAGGACAUGGUGGACAGCAAAGGUGAACAAGUGUGCAGGUGGCACGUCCUUCUCGAGGCUUAACUUAAUUAAACCAUGGACUAAAUACUGUUUUCUAGUCAAACUUAAUUCUUACUCAUUCUGUGGUCGGUCAGUGAUGGGCGAUUUUGUCGCAUGGAUUAUGUAAUCAAUGAUGCUGGGACAUGCAUAUGUCUGGAUUUUAAAACUGUCAACACACUGCUAACUCGGUACAGCUGUUCUUCAUCAGUAGUGAUUGAGAUAUACAGUGAUUGAAAUCUGUAAUCAAAUAAUGGAGUGGAACAAUCUGACCAGCUAUGAUUGACAUUCUGCAAAAGAAGGCAAAUGGACUUUCGAACAGGUUAUUUGCAGGUGUAUAUCUCAGCAGAGGCACAGAAGAAAACCGCAUUCCUUGCAGGAUCAGGAAGUUGAGAACAUUUUGAAUCUCAAUGUUUUCAAUUGUAAAUCAAAUGUGAUACUGAACAUUUUCUUUUCUUUUGGGCCUCCCUACUUAGCCAUUGUAUGGUUGAGGCUGGUCUUACCAUUCUUAAUAGCAGAUUAAUUGUGACAGUUUUUAUUAACAAAUCUGUUUCUGUUCUUUUUAGCUCACCUCUUAGCAGAGGUGAGCUUAUCCCAUACCGUGGCGUCCGUCGUCCGUCGUCGUCGUCGUCGUCGUCGUCGUCGUCGUCGUCGUCGUCGUCGUCGUCGUCGUCGUCGUCGUCGUCGUCGUCGUCGUCGUCGUCGUCGUCGUCGUCGUCGUCGUCGUCCGUCGUCCGUUAGCAGGGCACGUUUCGUAACUGUUAGAGCUAUUGAGUUGAAACUUGGUACACAUGUACCCUUAUGUAAUGACACCUUGGAGACCAAGUUUCGGUCCGAUUCGUUUCAUGGUUUGGCCACCAGGGGGCCAAACGUUAAAAGUGAAAAUAUGCAAUAUCUCCCUUAAUAGUAGUCGGGAAAUUUUGAAAAAAAUAUGGUAGGUACUUCUAGCAAAGGUGCAUCAUAUAUCCUCCGGGUUUUUGAUUUGACCUCCUUUUCAAGGUCACAAAGGUCAAAUGGUGUAAAUUGGCCGUUAGGAUGUAACGAUGGCACGUUUCUAAACUGCAAUGACUAUUGAUACCGAAUUUGGUACACAUUUACCCCUUAGUCAGGUGAUCUCAGGGACCGAAGUUUGGUCCAAUAUGAUUCACCACUUGACCACCAGGGGGCAAAAUCUAAAAACCUUAAAAAUGUGAUUAUUCCUUAACUUCUUGCCCGAUUGCCACCAAUUUGAUAUCAUGGGUACAUCUUACCACCAUACAGUAUAUGUCACACAGGUUUUUAAUUUGACCUUCUUGUCAAGGUCACAGAGGUCAAAUGGCGUAAAUUCGCCGUCAGGCCGUAACUAUGGCACGUUUCUUAACUGCAAUGACUAUUGAUCACAAAUUAAGUACACAUGUACCCCUUGGUCAGGUUAUCUCAGGUACUGAAGUUUGGUGCGAUCUGAUUUGCCGUUUGGCCUCCAGGGAGGGGGUCAAAUCCUAAAUUCUUCAAAAUGCCAUUAUUCCUAGUAAUUACUUGCCCGAUUGGCACCAAUUUUAUAUCAUAAGUACAUCUAAUUCUAACAACCAUUCAAUGUGUCACCCGGAUCUUUUUUGAUUUGACCUACUUUUCAAGGUCACAGAGGUCGAAUGUACUGUAAAUUGGCCAUUUUGGGGAAAUUGUAAUUGCUUGGACCUACAUCAAACCUAACACUACAUGACACAAUACCAUGCUCUUAAUCCAUCUUUCCUCCACGUGAGGUGAGCACAAUGGCCCUGGCCAUUUCAUUUCACUACAGUGUUCUGUAUGUCACAGAUUGGUUUCUACUUUCUUGUUCAAUAUCUAAAAGGACAAUAAACUUAAGCUAUGAUCUGGGCAUGAAGAAAUGUGGAUUGUGUUCUACGAUAAUCUACCAACCUGAACUGUAAUGGUUCACUAAUUGAAGUACUUAAACACUUUUUAUUCAAAUAAUAAAAUAUUCGGUGUCUUAUAUUCUGUCCAUCCUCAUACAAAGUCAUCCAGGCCUGAUGCCAAUAAAAGAUAAACAAUUCACAGACAAUUAUGAUCUGUGUAUUCUAUCUUCAAAGCUGAUUUGGUUCCAAUUUGAUUGGCAGAACCUAAAGUAAAAACUCUUUAUUUCCACAUUAAAUCUGAAACAGGUAAGAAAAUCAUGUUCAGUCUUUCUUUUCUUUGGUUGCACAAAUUGGGUAAUGAUUCUUUUGUGCUAAUAUAAUUAUACCAUAUUUUUCUACGAUUCAGGCUGUAUAUUUCAUUUCUGUACAUAUGAACCGUGACUGUCAUACGUUUGUUUGGUUGUGACUGAUAACUAUUAAGUGUUUUACAUGGCACUCUGACUAGAAAGACAUUUUACCUUCUCAGUGUUGUGUUGUUAUCCAUGGACACUUUAAACUGAAAAUAUUUUGAUUGGAUUACUUUCCUAGAUGGACUCCAAAAUAACUAUCAGUAAAUUACAAGUGAAAAACUUCCCCUGUAGCUAAAAUUCGAAAUCCAAGUCAUAUUUAGAAAUCAGUUUUGGGCCUUUUGAUUAAUAUUCACUAAAAUUUUCUUUAAACACUGGUCAAGGGGUCAGUUCUUUACAGCCUACUUGGCUUGCCAUUCGAACAAAGACAAGUUGUUGAAGUUACCCUUGGUUUACCUGUAUCCUGAGUGUAAUAAUGUACGAGAAUCUGGUUGAAAUGUACUUGUACGGGUAGUUUGGGUAAACUUAGGUCGAUUUCAACAAACUCUCAUUCUGACGAUCUGACUCAAAACAUUGAAAUUCUGCAGACAAUCAGAAGCAUGAGAACUAAAUUAAAUUACUGAUAAGAAAGUUACUAAUUAUCAUUUGCAUAAUAAUUGUGUAUUUAAAUCAAAAGGUAUGCAAGGCUUGACCAUUGAGAUAGUACUGAGGCAGUACUGACCUUUUCUGUCCUGGCUGCUUUCAAGAGCAGACUAGUCCAAGCAGUACUGAUCUUUUCUGACCUGGCUGCUUUCAAGAGCAGAAUAGCCCAAGCAGUACUGAUAUUUUCUGACCUGGCUGCUUUCAAGAGCAGAUUAGCCCAAGCAGUACUAACCUUUGCUGACCUGGCUGCUUUCAAGAGCAGAAUAGCCCAAGCAGUACUGAUCUUUUCUGUCCUGGCUGCUUUCAAGAGCAGACUAGUCCAAGCAGUACUGAUCUUUUCUGACCUGGUUGCUUUCAAGAGCAGAUUAGCCCAAGCAGUACUGAUCUUUUCUGACCUGGCUGCUUUCAAGAGCAGAUUAGCCCAAGCAGUACUAAACUUUGCUGACCUGGCUGCUUUCAAGAGCAGAAUAGCCCAAGCAGUACUGAUCUUUUCUGACCUGGUUGCUUUCAAGAGCAGAUUAGCCCAAGCAGUACUGAUCUUUUCUGACCUGGCUGCUUUCAAGAGCAGAUUAGCCCAAGCAGUACUAAACUUUUUUGACGCUGCUGCUUUCAAGAGUGGGUUCAGAAAUGUUUAAAAAUGCUGGAGAUGCCAUCUUGUCUUCAUUACAAUAACUGAUUCGUUUGUAUCUCGAUAAAUGCUACUUUUAUUGAAAUGGGAUGAAAACUUCUGCUGUCUAACAUGAAAAUUUAUGCUGUUUUAAAUUGUUGAUAGCUAUCAACGGAAUACUGUAAAUCAUGAAAUUUUCACAAGUGUGUAUUUUGCGACAAAUGCACUGUCAAACACAAACUUAAAAAAUAAAAAAAACUUAAAGGUGGAAUAUCAACCAUAGGGUAGCAAAUACAGUAUUUAGUCAACCUCCAAUACAAAAUUAGUUAAUUUGCCAACUUUUAACUUUGCAAAGAUUUCGGGGUUUCAGUAAUAAUAACUUAAUGAGUAUGUAACUGAGAAAAGCAUUUAUUUUUGUUGACGAAAUAUACGGGAAGAAAAAGGUCAAUAUAUAACGCAAUGUAAAUAAAUUAUAUUGGUUUAAACAAAUUCAGUUCAUUUGAAUAAAUUAUGUUAAGUAGGCAUUAAUGUGAUUUGUAAAUUUUGUUUUGGUGUAAAAACCAGUUGUAGAGCAUUCUACCCAGAGCUUUCUAUGAUGUACAGUCAAGUUGUUGCAGGGGCAUCUCAUGGCCCAAAAAUGUUGGCCAAUUUUUACGAUCGACAUGCGAAUUAAUUUACUGUCAGGAACAUGCUUAUUUAGGGCACCCAAAAAUCCGUAAAUUAAAAAUUUAGCAAGAAAUUUACAUUUUUCAAAACAGAGGAAUUUAUCUAAAAUAAAAGAGGAAUGUGGGUGGAAUGUGGAAUUAAGAAACAGGAAAAAAGGAUUUUCAAGGCCAUUUGCAACUGCAUGCAAAUUUAUUGCUGUGACUAAAUUUGGCUUAAAUUGAUGAUUAAUUGUUAAUUGAGCCGUUAUUGCUUUUGUUUACUACUGAUGAAUUAUUGAAUUACCUUUCAAAAAAUUUCAAAUUUGGCAAAAUCGGCAGACAUUCGUUUAUUCCGUUUUUUAAAAGAUGAGCAAAAGAUGAUGAAUUUUGUUAGUUCUCUUCUCUGGUGCUAUAGUUAUGUUUUUUCACAUGCCCCUGCUGCAACUGAUAUAAACGCUAGUUACAUGUAUACUCGGACACAAAUCUGGCUUUUAAAAGGUUUGGGAUAUUUAAAGGAGAUUUUCUUGCUGUCUUAUUUUGAUGUAGUAACGGUGAUAUGGGUCAGUCGUAGUGUAUAUUGUAUAUAAAACAUUACUUGUAUUGGUCCAAAUUGAUUCAGAUCUGCUUUAGGUUUGCUUUUCGUUAAAUUUUCUUCCCCUUGUGUUUGCUUGUUCUACCUAUACCAGGACUGUGGCUACUCAAUUUUGUGAGCCAAGGCCAUCAUCCCAUUCCUUAUCUAUGUAUGCUGGGGGGGGGGGAGAGGAAUCUAUCGUAGCGAUGAAGUCCAAGUUUGAAUCUUGACCUCGCACAGCUUUGAUGCGCAAGCACCUGCUAUAUAGUAAAGUAUCGUAAGCCAUAAGUUUUGCAAGCGCUUAAUGUUUGCAAUUUUCAGUUAUGUGCUUGCAAAAUCAACUUAAAUUGGAUAACAUGUAACUCCAAUGUAUUGGCACUUAAAUUUCAAGUGUAAUGCAUUAACCAAUAAAUUUCAGGAAACAAGGAAUUUAGUCUACAGCAAGUUAAAAAAUUCCAAAUUAUCCAAGUUAUAUACAGUUACAUAACAAAUAUAAAUAUAGGUUAGUGACUUGAUUGCGAAAGCAAACUGGUGUAGUUGUCCAAGCAAACCCAGAGUGAAAUUGAUUGAUUUAGUGCAGUCUUGUCAAAUUGGGCUGAUAUCAAGCAGAAACUGUUCCAACUGAAGAUAUCGAUGAAGUGUGGAAGUAUUGUUCACCCCUGUGGUACCUUUGUGUGAGUAAGACAAGUGCAUUUAGGGUAACAUGCAUACAAAUUUAGGUUUUGUUGUUUUCUGUUUGAGCUGGCAUUCCUAGCUUACACAUGCACAUUCCUACAUGUAUGCUUCAUAUGUCUAUUUCAUAUUAAAAAAACAAGUAUUUUAACUUUUUUGCAACUGUUCUUUAGGCGUAUUCCAGUCCAAAAGUAGAUGAACAGCUGUUUUAUUUCUCAAUAACUUUGCAGUUCAUUUCACCUACUACACAGGCAAAAAUGUCCGUUAAAAAUCUAUGUAGAAAUUUUCUAUAUAGAUGCUGUAUAGAUUCUACAUGUAUAUAGAAUCUAUAUAAUUUGGGAUGAAUGAAUAGCGUAAUAAGAAGUAAGAAAAUUUGUUGGCUUCACCAGAACUCAAUGGGUACUAGCCCAUUCAGGUCGUAAUGUUGAUCUAGAACCUCAGUCGGAGGUUUACAGAAAGGUUUUAGGAUAGACUAGGAUUGAAGUGUCAAGUCAAGAUGAUAAGCUCUACUGUGUAGUUGAUAUCUGACUAAACCCAUGACUGUAUGUGGUAUGGCUCUUUUCUCCUGGCACCGAACAUCAAAAGAUAUGAUCUUGUUUGUGCUGUGUUUUGCUGCCACCUUGUCAAAUGUAUGCACGUGGCUCAGGUUGUUGAUAUUGAUGAAUCUUGAAAAAGGUACAGUUUUCCUAAUGUAUAUGAUCAAUAAACAGUUCAAUUAUCUA
This is a messenger RNA of Lineus longissimus, 8750 nucleotides long. Its product is annotated as synaptotagmin-16-like. The transcript is spliced from 12 exons. Gene Ontology annotation, molecular function: phospholipid binding. The record is from RefSeq and is a predicted model, not a curated record. Bases 971 to 2740 code for a protein of 589 amino acids. NCBI's taxonomy places the organism in Eukaryota, Metazoa, Nemertea, Pilidiophora, Heteronemertea, Lineidae.